Molecule: messenger RNA, 2010 nt
Organism: Brachypodium distachyon (stiff brome)
Lineage: Eukaryota; Viridiplantae; Streptophyta; Magnoliopsida; Poales; Poaceae
Product: actin-related protein 6
Exons: 9
Coding region: 301-1599 (432 amino acids)
Cellular component (GO): Swr1 complex
Molecular function (GO): nucleosome binding
Source: RefSeq, a predicted model, not a curated record
GCGCGCCCCCUCAUCAGCCAAUUCGGAGCCCCGCUACCUCCCGCGCUACCCGCCGCCUCGUCACUCUACGCACACCGGAAAAAGAAAAAACGAGCGAGCAGAAGCGGGAAGAGACGAGGAGGCGGCGCGAAGCGGGGGUCGACGGCGGCGCGCAGGUUGUGCCGUGAGCUCCUCUGUCUGAUUGAAGUAUUGCUAGCUGUUGUGAGCGAUUGAAGGAACCCCUUGUAGAUUCAAGUUUACCGGCUUGGGUCUCAGCUUAUAGGGACAGGCUUGAAUACGAGAGAAGUUAAGGGAUCUUAAAUGGCAGGUCGAUCAGGUGUGGUGGUAAUAGACAAUGGGGGUGGUCUUCUGAAGGCUGGUUUUGGUGGGGACAAGGAUCCAAUUGCUGUAGUCCCCAACUGUAUAGCAAAGUCCCCUGGUUCCAAUGCAAAUUCGAAGAAAUGGCUAGCGGCUGACCAGCUGCAGGCACAGGACAUUGAUGUGACUGGUAUGACAUUGAGGCGUCCUAUUGACCGUGGCUAUCUUAUAAAUACAGAGGUGCAACGGGAGGUGUGGGAACGGGUUCUGCGCAACCUACUCCAGGUGGAUCCUACAAACUCAUCCUUGUUACUGGUGGAGCCACAGUUCAACCCUCCAGGACUACAGCAUGCAACUGAUGAACUUGUGUUUGAGGAGUUUGGCUUCAAAUCUCUUUGUGUUGCAGACGCUCCUUCCCUUGUCCACCUUUAUGAGGCCAGCCGGCAGCCUUCGCUUUUUCAUGCCCAAUGCAGUCUUGUUGUUGACUGUGGCUUCUCCUUCACCCAUGCAUCUCCUGUCCUUCAGAACUUUACGCUCAAUUAUGCUGUGCGGCGCAUGGACCUUGGUGGCAAGGCCCUCACAAACUAUCUCAAGGAGCUUGUUUCAUACCGUUCCCUUAAUGUAAUGGAUGAGACCCUCCUCAUUGAUGAUGCUAAGGAAAAGUUAUGCUUCGUAUCCCUUGACGUUCCUCGUGAUCUUCACCUUGCCAGGCUAUCAUUUAAGGACAACCCAUUUAGAUGUUCUUACAUUCUCCCAGAUGGGAUAACAUACAAGAAAGGAUUUGUCAAAGACUUGGAUGAAGCACGUCGAUACUGUUCAUUGCCUGUCGACGGAGAAUCAGAUAUAAAAUUUGGUGACAGUAACAUAGACAAGUCUGAAGAUCGAAAAAAGCCUGAAUUAAGUCAAAAUGAAUUUGCCUUGACCAAUGAGAGGUUCCUUGUCCCGGAGAUGCUUUUCCAUCCAAUUGAUCUGGGUAUGAAUCAAGCUGGCCUUGCGGAGUGUAUAGUCCGUUCUGUACAAGCUUGCCAUCCAUUUAUUCAACCUGUGCUUUUUGAGAGCAUAAUCUUGACAGGUGGAAGCACGCUAUUCCCUAGAUUCACUGAAAGACUGAAAAUAGAACUUCGGCCUCUUGUGCCCGAGGACUAUCAUGUGAAGAUAAUUCCUCAGGAGAACCCGAUUCUUGGUGUCUGGAGAGGAGGAUCCAUCCUAGCGUCGAGCCCUGGUUUUGAAUCAAUGUGUGUUACAAAAUCAGAGUAUGAGGAAAUGGGAUCAGCACGGUGUCGGCAAAGGUUUUUUCACUGAAGAGUUAGUCCAGACUCCAGAGGCUCAGGAGAGGUGAAUGUAGUUUGUAAAUAUGAUGCAGCCUAAUUUAUAUGGCGUGUUUAACAACUUCAUGCAAAUUAGAAGUCUCGUUUGCAGGUAAAAUUAAUCACCAGUUUCUGCAAAUCGUUCUUCAGGUUAAGUAUUGCACUAGGAACUUGGCUGAUUUAACACUUGUAGCUUAUCAGAGGUUGGUUUCCCCUCUGCGUUGUGAGAUUUGCCUGAUUCGGCCUGUAGGAGCAAUGGCACCGAUUUUAGUACCGGCGUGUAGAAGUUGUAGGAAUUUCCUUUUUCCCUAAAUAUGUAUUGGGAGAUUUUUGUAAGAACUCUGGCAAAUUGUGAUAAACUUUUGCAUGAGCGAAUCCAGUUCUGAGAGGAUUUAGUUACAGGUUC